This is a messenger RNA of Trichosurus vulpecula (common brushtail), 2837 nucleotides long. It is a transcript of the gene ITM2C, whose product is annotated as integral membrane protein 2C. The transcript is spliced from 6 exons. Gene Ontology annotation, cellular component: Golgi apparatus; extracellular exosome; plasma membrane. Gene Ontology annotation, molecular function: amyloid-beta binding. Bases 175 to 966 code for a protein of 263 amino acids. Gene Ontology annotation, biological process: negative regulation of amyloid precursor protein biosynthetic process. Lineage: Eukaryota; Metazoa; Chordata; Mammalia; Diprotodontia; Phalangeridae. The record is from RefSeq and is a predicted model, not a curated record.
GGGGAUACCGGGAGAACAAGAGGAGGAGGAGGAGGGAAAAAACCCACCUCCCAAACUUCCGGUGUGGUGUGAUCGGGGCCAGAGCUGAAGCAGUGGGGCUGGGCUUGGGAGGCUGCUCUCAGGGGCAUCCGUGACCGUGACCGGGACCGUGACCGUGUUGGCAGCGCUGGGGCCAUGGUGAAGAUUAGCUUCCAGCCGCCCGUGGCCGGGCUCAAGCCCGACAAGGAGGCGACUGGCGAUGGGGCCAACUCGGAAAUCCUCCUGCCGCAGACCCUGGAGGAUGGGCUGCCCCCAGGAGCCACAGCCGCCCGAAGGAAUUUGAUCAGCAGCAUGUUCACUCUGACCACGGGCAUAGUCCUGCUCCUGGGCCUCCUCUUUGCCUCCGUGUACAUGUACAGACACUACUUGAUCCCUCAGAUCUCGCACCGGCCUCGGGAGAAUGUAUUCCGCUGUGGGGUCCUCUACGAGGACUCGCUUUCUUCCCCCUUCCACAGCCGUCUGGAGCUUCAGGAGAAUGUAGAGAUUUACAUCAAGGAAGAUUACGAGCAUAUCAACAUCCCGGUUCCCCAGUUUGGGGGUGGCGACCCAGCUGACAUCAUCCAUGAUUUCCAGCGGGGCCUGACUGCCUACCAUGACAUUGCUUUGGACAAGUGCUACGUCAUUGAACUCAACACCACCAUUGUGAUGCCCCCAAGGAACCUCCUGGAGCUGCUGGUGAAUGUGAAGAAGGGGACCUACCUGCCCCAGACAUACAUCAUCCAGGAGGAGAUGAUCGUCACUGAGCAUGUCAGCGAUAUGCAGCAGCUGGGUUCCUUUAUCUACCGAUUGUGCAGUGGCAAAGAGACCUACAGACUGCGGCGCCGCACCACGAGGAGACGCAUCAACAAACGGAAUGCCGGAAAUUGCCACUCUAUCCGACACUUUGAGAACACGUUUGUGGUGGAGACAGUGAUCUGCGAGCAGUAGCGGACCUCUCUCUUCUGGCCUCUCCUUCCCAUCCUGGCUUCCAGCCUUGUCCCUUCCCUUCUCCAUUGCUGGCCUUCGCCCCUUCCCUUCCCUUCCCUUCCCUUCCCUUCCCUUCCCUUCCCUUCCCUUCCCUUCCCUUCCCUUCCCUUCCCUUCCCUUCCCUUCCCUUCCCUUCCCUUCCCUCCCUCACUAGGCCUUGCUUUGCUUCUCCCUGGGAAAGCCUUCCUUCAGACUUUGUCCUGCUCCAGACUUUUCUUUGCCUCCCUGGCCUGUGCUGUGCUGUAACCCCCUGGGGUCCCCCUUUAUCUCCCCUGUAUCUCUUAGUGGUGCCUGACAGUAGCUUUGAGGCUGGGGGUGGCAAUCUUGAUCUUGGGAUUACAUUUAUUCGGUGACUUGGAAACAAAAGCUCAGUGGGACCCAUGCUUUGGGUUUCAAUGGUUGGAGAUGAGGAGGGGUCAUGGGAUGGUUGAUCUAGACCUAGGAGGUCAUUGUCAAGCUAGAGUGGGAAGUCAUUGAAUCCAACCUCCUCAUUUGACAGUGGAGAAACUGAGGCUAGAGAAGGCCAGCCCAGGGUAGCACCGCUGAGAUGGAAUUUGAACUCAGGUCUUCUAACUCUGAAGCCAGUGUGUUUCCCAUGGCCCCAAAGGGCCUUCUUUGUAGGUUACUGCUCUCUUCUUGGGAGUGGGGGAAGGCCUUGGCCUGGGCUUCUGCCAUCUUGGGGGUGGGGUGAGGGGUAGAGGAUGGAGAACCGGGGCAGGGCCACCUGAGAGUUGGCAUAGAUAAAGAGCACAAGGUUAGGCUGAUGCCCCAGCACAUUUCUGCCUGGUGCCCUAUGGGUUGAGAGGGAGAGAGGGAGGGUUGGUUGUUCUCAGGGAAGGAGAAGCAUGGAGAACCAGGCGAGUACAAUCUGUCCAUGUAGCAGAACCAAAAAAAAUAUGAGUGAGGCCAGUCACCCAAGGCCAAAGUCACCCGGUACUGCUGAUCACAGCAGUGGGCAGACGAGCAGUGUCCAUUGGUGCAGGAAGUUAAAGGAUUGGAGCUCCCAGACUGGGCAGGGGGUGGCAGGGUCAUUAGCUCAUCUAAGCACACGGGGGUUGGGUGGGUGGGGCAUCACUGGGAUUAGGGAGCCUGUGGGGUGCACACUCUGGAGCCCACCUGAGUGGGAUCCUCUUCUGAACCCACAUCAGAAGAGGGAGCCAGGGUCAGAAUCACUCAGCCUCAGACUUAGGGUGAGGGCCUAAUCUGGACCAGUCCCUUCAUUUUACAAAGUGGACAGAAGGGGCUUUGAACCCAUGCCCUUGGCCCUGCAUCCAAAGCCCUGAACCUUGCUUCAGGUGUGACUGGACUGACAUUACUUGGAGUUAGGUUGGAGCUGUUAGCUUCUCCAGAAUUAGAGCUGGUGUUUAAAAGGGGAGGGGUAGGGUUGAGGGUGGGGGGUGGGGGAUAGGAUCCAGUCCAGGUUUGAACUUGGGAAGGCUCUGGAAGAAAAGGCCAGAAUGAGCUGGUACAUUUAUACCCAGCUUCCUCCUCGCUUUUAGGAAUUCUCCUUUUCCCUCCUCCCUGUAAUUUUCCUCUUCCUCCCCACCUCCCAGCCCCUGGCCUUGGGGUUGGGGCAGAUAUAGAAUGUGUCCUCGUCUUUGACUUUGCAUGAUUUCCCUGGUCAUUUAAUAUGCUAACAAUGUGCAGCCUGAAACCUUAAUUAACAAAAGGACCUUGGUUGUUCCUUCCCCCUGCAUUAAUAUAAGGGUCCAGCCCUCAGCUGCCCGGCAGCUCCCCCUCCUGGGAUGGGACUCCAGACGCUUUGUAUAUUUUAUCUGUUAGAUUCCUGUUUUGGGAAAAGUCCAUAAAAGAAUAAAUUCUUUGACCUCUGA